UGUCAUGUUUUCGUACAUGUUUGUGUCAGUCUACCAGAGCAAAACAAUAGCAAGAGAACGUGGGUGGUGCCUCCCGCGGUCCGUCAGUACACGAGUGACUGCCUUGCUACAAGCACGCUGCUGCUGCUUCUCUUGGCUGCUCUAGUGGGUGAGAGGAGCGGGAAAAUGAGACGUGUGGCCACCGUGGCCACCUGCACCCUUAAUCAGUGGGCCAUGGACUUCCAGGGCAACAUGGAGCGAAUCAUUGAGUCGGUGGAGCGGGCCAGGGCAGCGGGGGCCAGGUACAGAUGCGGGCCAGAGCUGGACGUCACGGGGUACAGCUGCGGGGACCACUACCACGAGAGCGACACGCUGCAGGGAGCGUGGGAGGUGGUGUCCCAGAUAAUGCAGCACCCGGCCUGCGCUGACAUCAUGGUGGAUAUAGGCCUCCCAGUCUCCCACAAGAACGUCAUCUACAACUGUAAACUUGUCUUCUUCAACAAGAGAAUUCUGUUGAUCCGGCCCAAGAUGAUCGUCGCUAACAACUUCAACAUGGGGUCGAGGGAGGGCCGCUGGUUCACUCCCUGGCGCAAGGUGCGGGAGGUGGAGGAGCACCUGCUGCCUCCCUGUGUUACCAGCGUCGCCGGCCAGACCUCCGUGCUCUUCGGGGACGCUGUUAUCGCCACCAGGGACACCACCAUCGGCUACGAGAUGUGUGUGGAGCUAUGGAACCCGGAGAGCCCGCACGUGGCCAUGUCCCUGGAUGGCGUGGAGAUUAUCUGCAACGGGUCCGGGGCACUGCAGGAGCUGGGGGCCGCCGACGACACCUACAGCUGCGUCAGGCGCGCCACGGCCAAGACUGGCGGCUGCUACCUCUUCGCUAACCAGCGAGGCUGCGACGGCAGUUCGGGUUACUUCGCGGGAGACGCGUAUAUCGGAAUGAAUGGCGAGAUAGUCGGGUGCGCGGCGGGGUACAGCCUGGCGCAGGUGGAGGUGGUCACGGCCACGCUGGACCUAGAGACCGUCCGCCGCUACAGGAGCCUCUUCCGCAGCAGGUGCGAGCAAGCUGCCGCUAGCCCCACCUACCCCAGGGUCCAGGUAGACUUUUCCCUGUGCAGUGAAGUGGCAUACCUGCCGUCCUGUGAUCCGGUGGUGCCCUGGGUGCCCAGUGUGGCGCAGCAGGUGGUGGAGGGCCCUGCCUGCUGGCUUUGGGACUACCUGCGCAGGUCCGGAAGGAAGGGGCUCCUCCUAUCUCUCGCUGGAGACGUAGACUCCUCGGCCACGGCGGCCAUCGUCUCCUGCAUGUGUCACAAGAUUGUCGACGCCGUCGCUGCUGGGGAUAAAGAGGUUGUGUGUGAGAUCCAGAGGAUAACGGAGGAUGGGGAGUAUGUGCCUAGUGAUCCCCGAGAACUAUGUGGCCGCCUGCUGUACACGCUCCACCUGCCCUCGCCUCCACCUGCCACUCAUAGUGCCAACCAGAUGUGCUUGCCUCCAUCUGCCGCCCAUUUGGCUCACCAGCUGGCCAAGGAAAUCGGCAGCAAGUACCAGAGCGUAGCUGUGGAGGGCGGAGUGUCGGCCAUAAUGGAGAGCUUCACAGCAGCCAGUGGCUCCUGCCCCAGACACCAGCACCAGGGAGGAUCACCCGUAGAAGAAGAAGCCUUCGACCAUCUCCAUUCACGCCUUCGCAUGACUAUGGCCUACCUCUUUGCCCAACUGGGACUGUGGUCACAAGGCCGGACAGGGGAGCUGUUGGUGCUGGCAUCCAGCAGUGCUGAUAACAUCAUGGCAGGCUCCUGGGCCAAAUACGGAGACACUUCAGCUGAUGUUAACCUCCUGGCUCGCUUUCCCAAGAAAGAAAUUGAGAAAGCUCUCUUGCUGUGGGCUAAAGACAAACUAAACCUUCCGGUUCUGAAAGAUAUUGUAGACUCCAGAGCAAGAGAAAGCGAAGGUAAAACCCUAACAGAGGAAGAGAUGGCUGUGAUGAGGAACCUGCAAGCAAUGGAAUAUUGUGGUCCUUACUCAAUGUUCAGCAGGCUAAUGUAUCUAUGGAGAAAUACAUGCUCUCUUAAGCAGAUGGGAGAAAAAACAAAGGCAUUUUUUCGGUGGUCCAGCCAGCAGCGGCACAAGAUGACAGCUCUGGCAACCCCCUACUAUGUGCCAGGGACGGGUCCUCCAGAUAUCGACCGGCCCUUGUUCUACAAUCACACCUGGUCCUGGCAGUUUACGGCCAUUGAUAGGGCGGUUGAACAAUUAAACAGUGAAAAAAAGUGAAGACUGCCUCAUCACCACCUGACUGCUACUCGAUACUACGCUGUACAGAACUUUAAAUUGCCAGUUUCUACAAAAAAACUAAGACUAGACAAUAGAAAAAGGCCUCGUUUCCUGCAAGGUCGGCGUUUGACUCCCAAUGGUCUGAGCGGUUAGGCAUGGUCCUCAUAACCCCUUCCAAGUGCUGUGUAAUCAUACUGGUUUUGCACUUGCUCCUCAUACUGUAAUUACAUUACCUUGCCAAUAUCCAUUGCAAAUACGUACACUUUGUUUUUAAUGGAUUCAGUUCUUUCUGCAGUUCUAAAUGACAAAUUUGGUCAAACUAAACUAUUGGAAGCAAUGAAGAUGAAUGUUACUUUCUCAUUACACUUUUAUUAGAAAAUAUACAAAUCAAUCACAAUUAUCAUCUUCCUUGAGAUUAUACAAUCAUAAAACACAGGUACUGUAUAUAACUUCAUGUCAUGCAUUACCACAAUUCAGGUAUGUUGUGUGACCAAUAAAAAGUGAUAAUUCUUGUAAAAUUAGCAAUAAAAUGCCUAAUACAG
Molecule: messenger RNA, 2792 nt
Organism: Procambarus clarkii (red swamp crayfish)
Lineage: Eukaryota; Metazoa; Arthropoda; Malacostraca; Decapoda; Cambaridae
Product: glutamine-dependent NAD(+) synthetase
Biological process (GO): NAD+ biosynthetic process
Cellular component (GO): cytoplasm
Molecular function (GO): ATP binding; NAD+ synthase (glutamine-hydrolyzing) activity; glutaminase activity
Source: RefSeq, a predicted model, not a curated record